CCAACUUCCCCUUCCCCUUCUUCCUUCCUUCAUUUCUAGCUUCUUCUUCUUCUGCUGAUUUAUUUUCAUGGGUUUAAUAGUCGUCGAUUCAAUCUCGUCGUCCGACCUCUUCGUCGGCGACGUCCUCUACAAGGCCGCCUUCGUCAUCGCCGUCCUCAGAUGGGCCUUCUACUGGGCCCUCAGGCUCCGCCGCAGACUCCUCUCCGACGAAGACGAAGACUCCGGUCUCUUCCACGCCGAGCUCGACGCAUGUACGACGUCUCCUUCUUCAUCGUCGUCCCAGCUGAUCAGAGACAGUUUGAUAAGGACGACGUUUGAAGAAGUGACGAGACGACAGGGGAAAAACAGCUGUCGUGUCGACACCUGCGCGGUGUGUCUGAGCCAGCUUGAGAUGGGGGACGAGGUCCGGGAGCUGAGGAACUGCUGCCACGUGUUCCAUACGGAGUGUAUUGACAGGUGGCUGGACUACAACGGACGUGAUGGCCACGAUCACGGCGCCGGCGCCGGGAGUGAGGAUAAUCACAAGACGUGUCCGCUGUGCAGGAUGCCGCUGCUGACGUCGUCGCAGAUCGAGAGCCUGAGCUGGGAGCAGAGGGCUCAGCCGAGCUGGGCGGUGGAGAGACUGCUCUAUCUUUUUGGGGAGGAUCUGGUGUUAUAGUGUUUCUGAUUUUUGGAGUCUGGAUGUGUAAAUUGUGAUUCUUAAUUAGUUAGAGAAAUGAAUAAAUACUGUAGAAUUUUGUGAAUUACUUGGCCCCUUUGGGGCUUUGUUCU
Molecule: messenger RNA, 771 nt
Organism: Argentina anserina (silverweed cinquefoil)
Lineage: Eukaryota; Viridiplantae; Streptophyta; Magnoliopsida; Rosales; Rosaceae
Product: RING-H2 finger protein ATL65
Exons: 1
Coding region: 68-658 (196 amino acids)
Biological process (GO): protein ubiquitination
Molecular function (GO): ubiquitin protein ligase activity
Source: RefSeq, a predicted model, not a curated record